Bufo gargarizans (Asiatic toad) is the source of this 5407-nucleotide messenger RNA. RefSeq names its product diacylglycerol lipase alpha (gene DAGLA). The record is from RefSeq and is a predicted model, not a curated record. Gene Ontology annotation, biological process: lipid metabolic process. NCBI's taxonomy places the organism in Eukaryota, Metazoa, Chordata, Amphibia, Anura, Bufonidae. Gene Ontology annotation, cellular component: postsynaptic membrane; dendrite membrane. The coding region runs from base 190 to 3291 and encodes 1033 amino acids. The transcript is spliced from 20 exons.
UAACUUGUAGGACAGGACAGAUCUGCACUGGCAUGCACGACUUGGAAGACGUUCAGGUUCCGCUUCCGUUGUUUCAAGAUGGCCCGUCCUGCCCUCCGGCCGCAGAUAAUCCUGUCUGUGGUGUCAGAUAUAUUGCCGUCUUUGAGACAGUAAGGGCAGGCCGCGGUGACGUAGUGCUUGCUGCUCACCAUGCCGGGGAUUGUGGUGUUCCGCCGGCGCUGGUCUGUGGGCAGCGAUGAUUUGGUGUUGCCGGGAAUCUUCCUCUUUGUACUGCACAGCACGUGGUUUGUUAUCCUAUCCGUGGUGCUCUUUGGCCUGACCUAUAACCCGCAUGAGACAUGUUCCCUGAAUCUGGUGGAUCACGGGCGUGGGUACCUGGGUAUUCUGCUCAGCUGCAUGAUUGCAGAGGUGGCCAUCAUCUGGUUGAGCAUGAGAGGGGGAAUCCUGUACACCGAACCUAGAGACUCCAUGCAGUAUGUGCUCUACGUCCGGCUCGCAAUCCUGGUGAUUGAGUUUGUGUAUGCCAUCGUGGGUAUUGUCUGGCUCGCUCAGUAUUACACUUCCUGCAAUGAUGUCACCGCAAAAAAUGUCACCCUGGGGAUGGUGGUAUGUAACUGGGUGGUCAUCCUUAGCGUCUGCAUUACUGUUCUCUGUGUGUUUGAUCCAACUGGAAGAACCUUUGUGAAGCUGCGUGCAACGAAAAGAAGACAACGGAACCUGCGCACUUACAACUUGCGACAUCGCCUGGAGGAAGGUCAGGCCAGCAGCUGGACCCGUCGUUUGAAAGUCUUCCUGUGCUGCACUCGCACUAAGGACUCUCAGUCUGACGCAUAUUCAGAAAUCGCUUACUUGUUUGCAGAGUUUUUCCGAGAUCUGGAUAUUGUGCCAUCUGACAUCAUCGCUGGGUUAGUUCUGCUGCGCCAAAGGCAGAGAGCAAAGCGCAACGCAGUGCUGGACGAGGCUAAUAAUGAUAUCUUGGCUUUCUUGUCGGGCAUGCCAGUCACUAGAAAAACAAAAUAUCUGGACCUGAAAAAUGCACAAGAGAUGCAGCGGUACAAGGAGGUCUGUUACUACAUGCUGUUUGCACUGGCGGCAUAUGGCUGGCCCAUGUACCUCAUCCGGAAACCAACUUGUGGCAUCUGCCGAUUGGCGGGCGCGUGCUCCAGCUGCUGUUGUCUCUGCUCUUCUCGUCCUCGCUUUGCCCCUGGAGUUACCAUCGAGGAGGAUAACUGCUGCGGUUGUAAUGCAAUUGCUAUAAAGCGUCACUUUCUGGAUGAGAACAUGAACAUGGUGGACAUUGUGUACACUUCAUGUCAUGAUGCGGUCUAUGAAACCCCAUUCUUUGUGGCUGUUGAUCACGAUAAGAAGAAAGUGGUGAUUAGUAUACGUGGCACACUCUCUCCAAAGGAUGCCUUGACAGACCUCACGGGAGAUGCAGAGCGCUUGCCAGUGGAGGGUCACCAUGGGACAUGGUUAGGGCACAAGGGAAUGGUUCUUUCUGCUGAGUAUAUUAAGAAGAAGUUGGAGCAGGAAAUGGUGCUGUCUCAGGCGUUUGGCAGAGAUCUGGGACGUGGAACCAAACACUAUGGCCUAAUUGUAGUGGGCCAUUCACUUGGAGCCGGCACCGCUGCUAUUCUGUCCUUCCUUCUGCGUCCCCAGUACCCUUCCCUAAAGUGUUUUGCCUACUCUCCACCAGGGGGCCUCCUAAGUGAGGAUGCCAUGGAGUAUUCCAAGGAGUUUGUUACGUCUGUAGUGCUUGGGAAAGACCUAGUACCCAGGAUUGGUUUGUCUCAACUUGAAGGAUUCCGCAGGCAUCUCCUAGAUGUUCUUCAGAGGAGCAACAAGCCAAAGUGGCGGAUAAUUCUAGGGGGCACUAAGUGUAUACCUAAAUCAGAACUUCCUGAUGAAUCCGAGGGGAUAACGGUGCCCAGUAAUCGGCUCUGGACUCACCCCAGUGAUCUAACCAUAGCACUGUCAGCCAGCACCCCGCUCUACCCUCCUGGACGGAUCAUUCAUGUUGUGCACAAUCACCCGGCAGAGCAGUGCUGUUUCUGGGAUCAAGAGGAACCCACUUACUUUGCCAUUUGGGGCGACAACAAAGCAUUUGAAGAAGUAAUCAUCUCCCCAGCCAUGCUGCAUGAACACCUUCCACAUGUGGUAAUGGAAGGCCUCAAUAAGGUGUUGGAAAAUUAUAACAAGGGCAAAACCGCCCUGCUUUCAGCUGCCAAAGUGAUGGUGAGUCCAACAGAAGUUGAUCUGAACCCAGAACUGAUCUUCAGUCAGCCGCCACAUCUGUCGCCUCCUAUUCUGGAGGUGAUCCCUGCCAUCAUGCCUGGCACAAAUGCCAACAGGAGGAACAGCAGCACCAAGAGUAAGCAGUCUGAAAUCAGCCUAGAGGGAUUUUAUGACUCCCGUCUUCUGUCCCCGGUGCUGAAGGAUCCCGUUGAGCUUUUAUUGAUGAGCACCAAGGAUUGCCUAGCGGUGUCACUGCAAGACCGCAGAGCACCAUUAGCUACAAUGGAGAGCCUCUCAGACAACGAGUCAGUUUACAGCUUCGAUUCCAGGCGUUCUUCUGGAUUCCGAAGUAUUCGCGGUUCGCCCAGUUUGCGGGCUGUCUUGGAGCGGGACGAGUCGCACUGCUUCUUCAUUGACCCAACCAUUCCAGAGGAGAAUCCAUCCUUGAGCUCUCGUACUGAGCUGCUUGGAGCAGAUGCCCUUUCAAAGCACUCUCAAGAGAGCCAGCACACUGAGAUUAUCCAUAAUAGUGGUCGGUCCUCGCCCGGAGAUUUGCCACCCUGGGAUGAAGAAGCGGCUGCGGGAGCAGAGACCACCAGGGUGCAGACCCCAGCCCAGGAGGAACUGGCUUUACAAAAUGGACGCCUCACCGAAGUUCCAAGCCCUCAAGUACUAGAAUUUGCAGAAUUUAUAGACAGUCUUUUCAAUCUAGACAGUAAAAGUGGCUCUUUGCAGGACCUUUAUCAUAUGAUGGUGUCAGAAGGAACAGACCGUGAAAUGCCGAAGUCUAUAAGUGAUCAAGAGAUACUCUUAAGAGCACAGUUUGAGCCAAAUCUGGUGCCGAAGCCUCCCCGCCUUUUUGCCGGCUCAGCAGAUCCAUCAUCUGGCAUAUCUGUUUCUGCCUCUUUCCCUCUUAGCUCUUCAGGUGAACUCAUGGACCUUACACCGACAGGUAUGAGCAGCCAGGAGUGCCUGACCCCUGAUCCCACACGGACUGCCACACCUACAGGACCAACUCACGGCAAACCGGAAGAACUACUCAUCUCCGCUCUCUAGCAAAACGCACAUAAGCAAUUGAGUCCAGGAUCUUUGAUGGAAAUGCAGCUUUAGGAGUAGAAUAAUGCAAGCUUACAAUAGGAAGAGAUAAGCCAGAGCUUAGUUACCUGUGGUAAUUGAGUCGUAGGGAGAGCUGCCCUCCCACCAUCAAUUUUUAUUUUUAUGCCUGUGGCACCACUAUGUUACAGACUUCGCGCAGCUGAAAGGGAUUUUCAGACCUUUUUGUGAAGAUCACAAACCAAGGAAGGUGAUACAUUGCACUAAGAAGAUGCCACUACAUUGGCAGUCUUGCAUGGCUUGUCUUUUUACCAGCCAAGAUUACUUGCCAACCUUGCUUCAGGAGUCUGUGGUUGACGACAGACAAACUGUGUAGGCUUUCGGGGUGGUUUUACCUCUGGUCUGCAUUUGGGUAUUUAUAGUGGAUCAUACUAUUGCGGAGGUGUGUAGGUACAGUACCAGCUGGGGCAAAGAAGGACACCCCUUCUGCCUUCAUUACAUUUAGGUGCCAUGUUUAAAAAGACAAAUGUUUGAGAAAAAGGGGCAUCAUUCAUUAAUCUUUAGUCUGUAGGCUGGACCUCUCCCCGGUAUAGCUGAUGUAGUGUGGGAACUAAUUUUAAAGGGGUUGUCUCAUCAUAGACAAUGGGGGCAUAUCGCGAUCGACUCUGGUCCGGCCACCACCGAGCCGGCUCCCCAUAGGAGUGAAUUGGAGUGUACCGCGCAUGCGCGGCCCCCACUCUCACUCAUUUCUAUUGGGUUAACGAAAAUAGCCGAGCGCGCGCAUGCGCGGCCCCCGCUCUCACUCAUUUCUAUUGGGUUAACGAAAAUAGCCGAGCGCGCGCAUGCGCGGCCCCCGCUCUCACUCAUUUCUAUUGGGUUAACGAAAAUAGCCGAGCUAGCGCUCGGCUAUUUUCGCUGGCUUCAAAGAAAAUGGAGGACUCCGUUCUCAAUAUUGGAGCAGGACCCACACCUGUAAGAAAAUAGGGGCAUAUCGUAGCGGUAUGCCCCCAUUGUCCAUGAUGACAACCCCUUUAAGAUCUCUUGUUUGUAUCAUUGCAGGUACAUAUACAGUUACACUUCCUAUCGUGACAUUCUCUUCCAGGUAGCCAUAGAAAUGUAGUCCCCUUUUUAUGAUGCUCAGAUCCUGUGUCCUACUAUCAAGUCCAUGGAUCCCACUAGCAGUGGGAUCACACAAAGUUGUGCUUCUAUACGACCUGAUUGUUUCCCAGGCUGUAAGAUCAGACCUUUUCACCAUCACUUUUAGGCAAACUAUCUAGCCUUCAGAUCUUCCUUAGAGCUUACCUCUAGAAGACUUGGACAUGCUUUCCUCUAGCUUAUCAUAAAGCAUGAGCUUUUCUCAUGACCAUACACUAUACAAAGUACUGCCUCACAAUUUUCUCCUGCCAUGGUGUCAGCUAUGAUUGUAUUUUAUACAUUUGGCCUUGUCUUAUCUGUAAUUUUAAGGGUUCCAGUGGUGGGAAUAAAGGGGUCCUCCACCAUGGCACAGAUAUUACUGACACAUAUGAGUUAGGAUAAUUUUUACUAAAAAGAAGUAUGCACCCCUUUUAGUCUUGCCAAACAUUAGUUGAAACUAUCUUUCCCCAACUUUCGUGGGCUAUGUUUACAUUACAGUUCGCAUAUAUAUAUAUAUAUUUUGGUCCUCGUUAGGACAGUAUAUGUUAAUGUACCUUAUCCUUUUGCAGGAUGGAAUGGUGUAGCAGACUAUGCUUUCCUUAUAGAGGUUGCAGUAAAAAAAAGUAUCCGUUUUUUGUUUUUUUCACAAUGGAAGCUUAGGUCUGGCGUAGCCUACUGCAUGCCUUCCAUCAGAGGUGUCCAUCGCAAGGUCCUCCCAUCAUGUACCUCUAACAGAUUCUAAACUUGACUGGUCAUCUCAGCAAACCAGGCCUAUGGAAGGUGGAGGUGACAGAGGUUUGGACAGGUCACGAUCCAGUCUUAUGUGACCCUUGUUUCCCCUGACAGGCGACGUUGUGGGACUGUUGGGCGGAAUCCAUAGACCUGGAUAGAUCAUUGGUGGGUUCACCCAUAAAUCUUUGGAAUCUGCAGACCAGUGAUGGCCAGUUCGCAUUGUUCACCUGCGAACACAUGCGGACUGCCAUCU